AUGGAGGCGGAAGCGGAACGCCGUCGCGCCCAGUCAUCGGCGGAGCCUGCGGAGCCGUCUGCAAGCGGCCUCGCGGAACUUUCGUCGGCAGUGGCGGCAGAGGGGGCGACAGGUGCCGGCGAUUUUGCAGGGGAAGAAGCUGCGACGGCGACGCCGCCUUUCACGGCGGCAGCCGCGGGAGGUGUGUCCGUAGAACGCGGCGAAGGCGGCAAGGGCGCAACCGACGGUGGGAUCUGGAUGCGCGAAUUCAGCGAAGAGGGUCCCGACGGGACGUUUCAUUUCCAAGUGGUGAAGCUGAUCCAGCAGGUGUACGUGUGGGUGGGACUCAACACCGCAUCCCAUGGCAACGUGUACACCGCAAUCCCCACCAGAUUCGACCCCAUGCCGCUCGUCACGCCUCUGAUUGGUGGAGGUGCGGAGGGUGCUUCUGCAACCAUGGCGGCCAGAUUAAGCAAGCGGUUGGGAUGUGCAGUUAUCUUGGCUUCCAACAUCCCACCCAAUGCACCCAUGACAGAGGCAACAGCAGAGCGAUUGCUGAUUAAACGUCUUCCAAUGCUCCUAUCUGAGCAAAGCAACACCUGA
Molecule: messenger RNA, 582 nt
Organism: Closterium sp. NIES-65
Lineage: Eukaryota; Viridiplantae; Streptophyta; Zygnematophyceae; Desmidiales; Closteriaceae
Source: the annotation of a GenBank genome assembly